This is a messenger RNA of Psammomys obesus (fat sand rat), 2570 nucleotides long. It is a transcript of the gene Grk4, whose product is annotated as G protein-coupled receptor kinase 4. The record is from RefSeq and is a predicted model, not a curated record. Gene Ontology annotation, molecular function: ATP binding; G protein-coupled receptor kinase activity. The coding region runs from base 586 to 2388 and encodes 600 amino acids. The transcript is spliced from 17 exons. Gene Ontology annotation, cellular component: cytoplasm. Gene Ontology annotation, biological process: regulation of signal transduction; protein phosphorylation; signal transduction. NCBI's taxonomy places the organism in Eukaryota, Metazoa, Chordata, Mammalia, Rodentia, Muridae.
CGUGCGAGUUACCGGGCAGCUGCGGCGGCGGCGGCUGCUGUCGCCGUCGCCGCCGGAGACGGCUCUCGGGUUAGUGAGCUUCGGGCUAGUGUGGGGUGGGACCCAGCGGAGACUCAGUGCCGUCCCAGGACCCGGCGCUGAGGAGGAAAUUACAGCGCCCUGGGCCCGAGCGAUAAUGCUGGGAGGAAGCUGAGCAACCGCGCGCCGGCGCCGAUAGUGGAGUCUCCUCGCCCGAACGUCAACAUAGCUAGAGGACUUUCCCCGACUUCACCUGCCCCACGGCGGCGACGGCGGCGGCGGCGGCGGCGGCGCCGCUCCUGGUGGCAGAGGUUGGGACUCCAGAAGCAGCAGAAGAAGCGGCGUAGGCGGCCGCGCUCGACGCCACGGUCGCAGCCACCCAGCAUCCAGAAGCCCUGUCCCCCGCAGGACGAGGUAUGCGCGGAGGCUGCGGCUGCGGCUGCCCCCGCCGCUGCCUCUGCCCCAGCCCCUGUAGCUCUAGAGUCUCCUCCCGGCCAGUCUCCGUUGCCUGCACCCGGAAAAGCUGGACCUCCGAGGCCGCCCCGCCGGCGGCGUCGGCGGCGGUUAAUGGAAUUCGAGAACAUCAUGGCCAACACUCUGCUACUGAAGGCUCGUCAAGGAUUUAGCAAAAAGACUGGUCGUAGUAAAAAAUGGAAGGAACUCCUGAAGUUGCCUCCAGUCAGCCAAUGCAAUGAGCUAAGAUCCUCCAUCGAAAAGGAUUUUAUCAGCCUUUGUGACAAGCAGCCAAUGGGAAGGCUUCUUUUCAGACAAUUCUGUGAUACAAAACCAGAUCUAAAGAGGUGCAUUGAAUUCUUGGAUGCAGUGGCAGAAUAUGAAGUUACCAUUGAAGAGGAACAAAGAGAAUUUGGGCUAUCCAUCAUACAGAGAUUCUUCAAAGAGAAGUCAGAAGUCUUCUUACCACAGAUACCUCCAGCUGUUAUGAGACACUGUAAAUGGAAUCUGAAUCAUAAUUCUUCCCCUACAAAAGUUUUUGAGGGAUGCAGUAGAAUUAUCUAUAACUAUUUGAGUGGAACACCAUUUGAAGAAUACCAAGCCAGUCCAUACUUUUGCCGAUUUUUACAAUGGAAAUGGCUGGAAAGGCGGCCAGUAACAAAGAACACGUUCAGACAAUACAGAGUUCUAGGAAAAGGCGGAUUUGGAGAGGUUUGUGCCUGUCAAGUACGAUCUACAGGAAAAAUGUAUGCCUGCAAAAAACUAGAAAAAAAAAGAAUAAAGAAGAGGAAAAGUGAAGCUCUGGCUCUAAAUGAGAAAAAGAUCUUAGAAAAAUUGCAUAGUAGAUUUGUAUAUUUGCCACUGGACCCUCAACUACCAUACUCCAAUUAUCAGCUCUUUCAAAUUUCACCCUCAGUAUUGCAGGUUAGUUUAGCCUACUCUUAUGAAACCAAGGAUGCCUUGUGUUUGGUGCUAACCAUUAUGAAUGGAGGGGAUUUGAAGUACCACAUUUACAACCUGGGCAAUCCUGGCUUUGAGGAGCCGAGAGCUGUGUUCUAUGCUGCAGAGCUGUGCUGUGGUUUGGAAGAUUUACAGAGGGAAAGAAUUGUAUACAGAGACCUAAAGCCAGAGAAUAUCCUCCUUGAUGAUCAUGGACACAUCCGAAUUUCAGAUCUUGGUCUAGCUCUGGAAGUCCCAGAAGGGGAGAUGAUUCGAGGAAGAGUAGGUACUGUUGGCUACAUGGCUCCAGAAAUCAUCAAUAAUGAAAAGUAUACAUUUAGUCCUGAUUGGUGGGGACUUGGCUGUGUGAUAUAUGAAAUGAUUGCAGGUCAUUCUCCAUUCAAAAAAUAUAAAGAGAAAGUCACCCGGGAGGAACUGGAAAGAAGAGUGAAGAAUGAGACUGAGGAGUACUCUAAGACGUUUUCAGAGGAUGCCAAGUCUAUCUGCAGUAUGUUACUCGUCAAGGAUCCAAGUAAACGGCUAGGCUGUCAGAGUGAUGGAGCUGCUGCUGUAAAGCAGCACCCAGUGUUCAAGGACAUUAACUUCAACAGGCUGGAAGCAAAUAUGUUAGAGCCCCCUUUCUAUCCUGAUCCUCAGGCCAUUUAUUGUAAGGAUAUCUUGGAUAUUGGGCAGUUCUCUGUGGUGAAAGGAGUCAGCCUGGACAGCAAUGAUGAAGCCUUCUAUGCCCAAUUUGCUACAGGGUGUGUCACCAUCCCCUGGCAGAAUGAGAUGAUUGAGUCUGGAUGUUUCAACGAUAUCAAUGAAAAUGCAGAGAAGGAAGAUUUGUCACCACAUAAAAAAGAGAAGCUGUGUCCUGCGUUUCUCAGACAACAGAGAAAUUUCUUCUGUAGACUCUUCAGAAGAGGGGGCUGCCUGAGCAUUGUCCCCAGUGAGUCGGGGGAGCCAACACAUCGAUGACUGUUCACUGUGCAGACCACAGAGCGAGACCCUGGUGUUAAGAAGGAACCUGUCACAUACUCAGUGUCUUGUCCUUUCCAUGAAUUGUAAUAAACAGUCUAUAACACUGUUUAUAAUGUGCUUUCAUAUAUUUUUUACAUUAAUAUAAACAUUGUCUUUUUACUGAAGCUGAAUUAAAGAAG